This is a messenger RNA of Drosophila ficusphila, 332 nucleotides long. RefSeq names its product larval cuticle protein 9 (gene Lcp9). The transcript has 2 exons. Gene Ontology annotation, molecular function: structural constituent of chitin-based larval cuticle. Gene Ontology annotation, cellular component: chitin-based extracellular matrix. NCBI's taxonomy places the organism in Eukaryota, Metazoa, Arthropoda, Insecta, Diptera, Drosophilidae. The record is from RefSeq and is a predicted model, not a curated record. The coding region runs from base 16 to 294 and encodes 92 amino acids.
AUCCCUUAUUCAACCAUGAAGUUCGUGAUUGUUCUUGCCUGCCUUGUUGCCUUGGCUUUUGCCAACGAGGAGGCUGAUGUUCUCAAGAGCGAUGCCGAGGUUAACGUGCUGGACUUUAACUACGCCUAUGAACUAUCCAACCACAUUCGUGCUGUCCAGUCUGGAGCUCUGAAGGAGCACGACAACUGGGUGGUUUCCGGAGAAUACGAGUACGUCGCCCCCAAUGGCAAGACUGUGAAGGUCGUCUACACCGCCGAUGAGACCGGCUACCAUCCCAAGGUCGUCGAGGCUUAAAAAGACAACCAUGUUCUUACCACGAAAUAAAAUGAAAA